UUCCCCUGUAUCGAAAUAUAAAGAAGCGAAGGUGUACAAUUUGUAAAUUACAAAAUGUUACAAUUCAGGACCUUCGAUGCCGAAAAACAUCAAUUACAGGAGCUCAACAACAGACUGGGCCAGUACCUGUCAAGAACGAAGCAGUUGGAGCAUGAAAAUGCAAUCCUGAUAACUGAAAUAAACAAGAGAAGACAAGAUAAGACGGUGGAAUGGGACAACACAUGUAUGGCCGAAAUGCGGGAUCUGAGGAGAACGGUGGGGCAACUAUCCUUCGAGAAGUCCCGAGCCGAGAUGGAACGAGAGAAGUUAAGGCAAGAGUUUCAGAUGUUACAGUCUAUGUGCUGUGAGGAGCAGGUGGUAGGCAAAGACAUUGAUGGAGAGAUGAAAGGUUGCGAAAAGCAGCUUCAAAAAGCUCAACAGACUAAUGGGGCACUUGAGGAACGUCUGUUCCAGCUUGAGAACGAGUGCAGAUUUAUUGAGGUUGCGCACAGACAAGAAAUGACCAAGCUCCAGAACCAGGUCCAUUCACGACCUAAUGUUACCAAAAUGUAUCAUGGCCCUCCGGCAGUCUCGAUGGAAGAUAUGCAACAGUACGCCCUCAGCCUGUCCGAUGGAUGGAUGGACACCUUCGAAAUGUAUCGAAGGAAGGUCGAAGAAAUGGAGGACUCAAUCAAAGCCGACCAGAUGAGGCUGCAUGAUCUCCAAAGGGAAAAGAUACAUUAUGCCGCAGAGUUUGACAAAUUACGCAAAGAGGCUGACACGCACGGUCAGAUUCAAAUACACCUGGAGGAACAGCUCAUAGACAUGCAGGAGAACUUCCAUGGGGACAUCACCAAGUAUCAGGUGAUUAUUGAUGAAUUGGAGAGGGAGCGGGAAAUGUUGGCCAACACCAUGGCAGAAAAGGUCAGAGACCACCAGGAGCUCCUGCAGGUCAAGAUGGAUCUGGGCAUGGAGGUGGCUUACUACAGGGCACUUAUUGAAGGAGAGCAUCAGCAACAUCUGCAGUCAAGAGAAAGAGUCCUAGGUAUUGUACAUUAUUUUCAAAUAAAUAUUAAGAUGAGGCCUCCACAACACUACAAACCAAGAGUUUCCACCUCAGCCAGACAAGAUGUAAGGAAGCAUCUGGAUGUGAGAUACAUGGAACCAACCUCAAGCUUGAGAAGAUCACCUGUUCCAUCUCAGUAUGGUCGCACCAGUCCUUCCAGGGUCAUACCUAUCUCAGUCACAGGCAGCAGCUACAAUAGGAAUCAGAGUCCUGCAGCCAGAAGGGACAUGGUCUCGUUCACUAAAUCCCAGUCUGCAUCCUCCAGCUCUUCAUCCUCUACUAUUAAACCUGUGGCCCAGAGUACCAACAAGAAGAAUGUAGAUGCUCAGAAAAAAGUUGUGGAGGAGAGGAGUGUGAGAAUCAAAGAGGUGUCACAACACUCAGCUAAGGAUUCUCUCGACCAUUCUCGAGGAACAGCAAACAAGUCCAGUCCCAUUGCCUCACCCACUGCUGACAUCAAAUCAGUGAGAAUAGUGUCACCACCAAUGAUGAGUCUGAGCAGAAACAUGGAGGAGGACAGCAAAAAGAAAGUAGAGAGGCAGGUUGAAAGAGAGGUGAGAGGAGAUGUAUUUCAUCUUCAGAAUGUCAAGAUGCAUGCCAAAGAGGGCAGCGUUGCAGGCACCACAACAAGUGAUGAGAUGGUCCUAGACUCUGUGUCUAUGGAAGAACUUAUUGAUAAGGUCAUGAAACCUGCUGGUUUUGAUCGAAUGGUCUGCAGCUCAUCUCCAGACUCCAAAAUCACUUACCAUGUGGAGAAAACGGAGCAGGAGGACGGGUCAACAAAGACACAGAUUAUCCUGGAGUCCAAGGUCCAGGAGGAGCUGGAUAUGUCAGAGGACUCUGCACUGGAAGAACUGCUCAGCAAGGGAGUGAAACACGUGUCACUGGAGGAUAUCAAGGGCAGUGAAACAGGAAACAUGAUUCAGAACCUGCUCAGCCUUGGGCUGCAUGGAGGAGAGGACAUGGAAAACAAGUCUGUCAAUGUGGAGAUCAUUGAGGAACCAGUGGAGGGUUACAGUGACGAGGAGUACGAGUUUGAGGAGAAGUCCACUCCCAAGUUCUUCGAGCCCUCUUCAAUGUUCUUCCAGAUUGAAGAACUAGAGAAUGACCCCCACGGCACCAAAUACCAUGAGAGUGUUGAUGAAGUAAUGAAAACCUCCAUGACAGAUGAAAACUAUGGCAGGAAUGAUGGAUCUGUGAAGGUCCAAGAAGACUCCAGAGAUAGUGAAUCUCCAUACUACAGCCACGACCAAGAGUCUCAAGAGUAUUUUGUCUCUACACCUGAUGCCAAUCUGUCAGAGCCUGAGGAGGGUGGUGGUAUUGCAUCAUAUGGACAUUACGGAGUGGUGGACGACCUUUCAGAUGAAAGGUACUACCAGGAUGAGGGACUCUCAAAGAACAGAAUGUUUGUUGAGGAAAGCGAUAGUUGCAGACCUGCAUCAGACAGCCUGUACAUAAAGGGUGACCACUCCUUGGCGCGAGAGAGUUUCCCUGAGUGCAUUAUUGAAGAGGAGACCAUUCAUGUCUCCCCCACAGUACAGGAGUCGAUGCUUGGAUACUUGAGAGAGGAAACUCUGGACCCCAAAGAACAGCUGAGGGGAGCCCUAGAGCAGCUACAAGGAACAGUGUCAGGGAGCCUGAAAGAAGAGUUGGCGCUCUUCACAAGAGGCGGCAGUGAUAGUCCUCAGAACAUAUCUGUGGACAUCAAGAAAGUACACCAGUCCUCCGAUAACGGAACCACGACUAUCGUGGCAGAGCUCAAGAGCUCAACAACCCUGGAGGACUCUGGGCUGCUGGAGGAGCAGGGGGAUGAUGUAUCUGAGGAGCAGAUCAUGGCGGCUCUACGCUCCUCCAACUCCGGCCUUGGAGCAGAGGGAGGAUACACCCUGGACACAAAUGAGAUGGGCUGGGUGACUAGCAAUGAGGGACAGGGAGGAGAGUUCACGACUGAAGUCACUGAGAAGCACAUCAAGCUGGGGCCAUCAGAGAAGUCCUUUUCCUUCCAGAUGGAUGUGAAUAACGGUCAAGGACAGGAUCCCCCACUGAAGGUCACUCAUGAGAAAAGAGUUGCCACAGUCUAUCUUGAAUCUAAUGAAGAUGAGAUCUGAUUCAAAUUAGAUCAUUUUAUUACAUUACUCCCCAUAUUAAGCCACACACCAGUCAAUCAGUUGCAAUGAACUGUAAGGUGACGUCAUUAGUUGUGACUCAUAAAUUGCUAUGCCUACAAUCAUGGUAAGAAUACAAAUUAUAGCCACUGCCUGUAUAUCAAAAAGUUAAAUAGCAUUGGUUACCCAUUUUCACACUGCUCUCUGCUUCCCUUUGAGAAUAUGUUAUAUUAAUUUCCUGCUAGAUACACUCCUCUAUUUAUUUAUACAGUGAAGCUAAAACAUUAAUUUGGCUCUAUACUUCAGCAUUUUGAAUUUGAGAUCAAA
Messenger RNA from Salvelinus namaycush (lake trout), 3477 nucleotides. It is a transcript of the gene synm, whose product is annotated as synemin, intermediate filament protein. Gene Ontology annotation, cellular component: neurofilament cytoskeleton; sarcolemma; intermediate filament. The transcript has 4 exons. The record is from RefSeq and is a predicted model, not a curated record. Gene Ontology annotation, molecular function: structural constituent of cytoskeleton; vinculin binding; structural constituent of muscle. Bases 55 to 3153 code for a protein of 1032 amino acids. Gene Ontology annotation, biological process: intermediate filament cytoskeleton organization; fast-twitch skeletal muscle fiber contraction. NCBI's taxonomy places the organism in Eukaryota, Metazoa, Chordata, Actinopteri, Salmoniformes, Salmonidae.